CGGCCGCCACGACGGAUAGGCCCCGAGAUCUCCUGCUGAUUCAGCAGGCAAAGCCCUCAGGCAGCAACAACAACAACAACAACAACAGCAGCAGCAGCAGCAGCAGCAGCAGUAGCCGUGCAACAUCGUACAUCGAUGCGGAUGCCGCCACUGCCGCUGCCGUGGCCAGCCUGCGCAGCAAGGUGCCAUCCAUAUCGAUAAUACCGCUGCCAGUGUCCACCACGAUCGUGGCCAGAGGCGGUGGUCCAUCGCAGCAGCAGCCGCCACCGCCGCCGCAGCUGACGCAUGUGCGCAGCACCUCCAACAAGGCCACAGCCACAUCUCCAGCGUUGGCCUUCCUCUCGGAUGCCGGAGCCACUCCCCCGCUGGCGAUACUGCAGCAGCGACCGCAGCAGCAGCACCAGUACCAGCAGACCGACAAGUGCACCGUCCUGAAGCUGGACAUGCUGAAGCAUCCCCUGAACACCACCAGCAGCACCACCACCACCACCAGCAGCACCACCACCAACAGCGCAAACUCGAGCGCCACGUACCUGCAGAUCGAACAGCAGCUGAGCGAACUGGAGGCCGCCGACGAGGAGGAGGAGAACAUGGCCAGCCUGCUGGGCAGCGCGCCACCGGCCCAGAUCCUGGCCAAUCAGCCCAUCAUCGUGAAGAUCGAGCCGACGCAGUCCUUCCACAUCGUGGACGAGGGCGACACGCGAGUGCUGAGCCUGCCCCUCAGCGAUGCCGACAAGCUGGGCGCCAGCUGGAUUGACCUCAAGGACAUUGCCGGCCUGCAGGCGGGCAGCGGCGCCACGCUGCUGGACGUGUGCUUCGAGCAGGCCAAUGAGGAUGGCACCAUCAUAGCCACAGUGCAGCCCGAAUCGGAAAUGGAGCUGGAGGCAGAGCUGCAGGCCGAGCUGGAGGCGGAGGAGGAGACGGACCAGGAGCCGCCGGCACCCAAGCGAUUGGCCAGGCAGCAGCCGUCGCGUACGCAGCACAAAUUCAUGUCGGAGCCCCCAGCCCUGGCCCGCUCGAGCAGCUUCAGCAGCCUGAGCAGCUUCAGCAGCAUCAGCAACAUUAGCUCCGUGUGCAAGCAGUUGCCCGGCAACGCCAGCGAGCAGUCCACCAUCAGCAGUCCCGUCAUCAUUAGCCAGACGAAGGGGCGCAGUCAGGACAGGGACAGGCCCAAGGAGCGAACGACGCCACCGCCAAUGCCGCAGCUCAACGCACAAAAGUCUGCUGCAACGACAGCGGGCACAGCUGCCACAGCGGCCAGAGAGCAUCACGGCAGCGGCAGCAAUGCCAUGACAGCUCAAAUUGAGAUAAUUCCAUGCAAAGUGUGCGGCGAUAAGUCAUCGGGCGUGCAUUACGGCGUAAUCACCUGCGAGGGCUGCAAGGGGUUCUUCCGCCGCUCGCAGAGCUCCGUCGUGAACUAUCAGUGUCCGCGCAACAAGCAAUGUGUGGUGGAUCGUGUUAAUCGGAAUCGCUGUCAAUACUGUAGACUGCAAAAGUGCCUAAAGCUGGGAAUGAGUCGUGAUGCUGUAAAGUUCGGCAGAAUGUCGAAAAAGCAGCGUGAGAAGGUUGAGGAUGAGGUGCGAUUCCAUCGGGCCCAGAUGCGCGCCCAGAGCGAUGCGGCACCGGAUAGUUCCGUGUAUGACACGCAGACGCCCUCGAGCAGCGAUCAACUGCAUCACAACAGCUACAACAGCUACAGCGGCGGAUAUUCAAAUAACGAGGUGGGCUACGGCAGUCCCUACGGCUACUCGGCCUCGGUGACACCCCAACAGACCAUGCAGUACGACAUCUCGGCGGACUAUGUGGACAGCACCACCUACGAGCCGCGCAGUACAAUAAUCGAUCCCGAAUUUAUUAGUCAUGCGGAUGGCGAUAUCAAUGAUGUGCUGAUCAAAACGCUGGCGGAGGCGCAUGCCAACACAAAUACCAAACUGGAAGCUGUGCACGACAUGUUCCGAAAGCAGCAGGAUAUAUCGCGCAUUCUCUAUUACAAGAAUCUGGGCCAGGAAGAACUGUGGCUGGACUGUGCCGAAAAGCUUACGCAAAUGAUACAAAAUAUUAUCGAAUUUGCAAAGCUAAUACCGGGAUUCAUGCGCCUGAGUCAGGAUGAUCAGAUAUUACUGCUAAAGACGGGCUCCUUUGAGCUGGCGAUUGUUCGCAUGUCCAGACUGCUAGAUCUCUCACAGAACGCGGUACUCUACGGCGAUGUGAUGCUGCCCCAGGAGGCAUUCUACACAUCCGACUCGGAGGAGAUGCGUCUGGUGUCGCGCAUUUUCCAAACGGCUAAGUCGAUAGCCGAACUCAAACUGACUGAAACCGAACUGGCGCUCUAUCAGAGCUUAGUCCUGCUCUGGCCAGAGCGCAAUGGAGUGCGUGGUAACACUGAAAUACAGAGGCUUUUCAAUCUGAGCAUGAACGCAAUACGGCAGGAGCUGGAAACGAAUCAUGCGCCGCUCAAGGGCGAUGUCACCGUGCUGGACACACUGCUGAACAAUAUACCCAAUUUCCGCGACAUCUCCAUCCUGCACAUGGAGUCGCUGAGCAAGUUCAAGCAAACACAUCCGACCGUGGUAUUCCCGGCGCUGUACAAGGAGCUGUUCUCAAUAGAUUCGCAGCAGGAUCUGACAUAACAUGAACAGCAACAGCUCAUGGAGACGUCCGCGGAAGAUGUUGCUGAGGAUGCGGGUGCGGGUGCGGGUGCGGGUGCCACGGGGUGUACUUUGCCACCUGUCACGCAGCAGUCGCUGCUCGAGGACUGAGCCCACAGCAGCCGCAGAAACAGAACGAACGAUGGGCAACAGCAGCAGCAGCAGCAG
This is a messenger RNA of Drosophila subobscura, 2816 nucleotides long. RefSeq names its product probable nuclear hormone receptor HR3 (gene Hr3). Gene Ontology annotation, molecular function: nuclear receptor activity; RNA polymerase II cis-regulatory region sequence-specific DNA binding; zinc ion binding. The transcript is spliced from 9 exons. Gene Ontology annotation, cellular component: nucleus. The record is from RefSeq and is a predicted model, not a curated record. Bases 444 to 2630 code for a protein of 728 amino acids. Lineage: Eukaryota; Metazoa; Arthropoda; Insecta; Diptera; Drosophilidae. Gene Ontology annotation, biological process: regulation of transcription by RNA polymerase II.